This is a messenger RNA of Thunnus maccoyii (southern bluefin tuna), 2974 nucleotides long. It is a transcript of the gene minpp1b, whose product is annotated as multiple inositol-polyphosphate phosphatase 1b. Lineage: Eukaryota; Metazoa; Chordata; Actinopteri; Scombriformes; Scombridae. Bases 329 to 1774 code for a protein of 481 amino acids. The transcript is spliced from 7 exons. Gene Ontology annotation, molecular function: acid phosphatase activity; inositol phosphate phosphatase activity. The record is from RefSeq and is a predicted model, not a curated record.
CGUUCCACGCUUUUAUUUUGAAAGUAAACAACAGAAGUAUUUUUGUUCUGGCUUUUAUUUUGGAAUAAUUAAACGGAAGCUGUUUGUGUAUUCACCGGAAGUGACGCAUGUUUCUGGUUUUGAAGCUACAUGAAAAAAAAUAGAUGUGUUCUAUCGAUGUCCUGAUCGAUAUUAGUGAGUAUUGAUAUUAGUACUAGUUGUAGUUUUAUGACAAAUGAUCGAUUUAAAAACUGUGACGCGCUGAGCGACAGACGGGUCAAAGGUCACGUGAACCCGGAACAUCAACAAAGCAAACAAAGGCGGGAGAAGCAUCCGGAGCUCCGCCGACAUGUUCUCCGUUUCUCUGCCCAGAAACAGCGUCCUGACGGCGGCUCUCAGCCUGCUGCUGACCCGCCUGUCCUGCUCCUCUCUGUCGGUCCAGGACGUCCCGCACAUCGCCUCUUACUUCGGGACCAAGACCCGGUACGAGGAGGUGAACCCGCACCUGCUGCGGGACGCCUUGUCUGUCAAUAAAUCCGUGUUAAAGCCCCCGGACACGGAGCGCUGCUCCCCGGUGCACCUGACCGCCGUCAUCAGGCACGGCAGCCGGUACCCGACCGUCAAAAACAUCCGCAGGAUCCACAAACUGAGCGAGCUGGUGCGGAGGGAGGCUAGAGGGGGCUCCGCAGGUACCGGGUUUACCGGGGGGUCCGGGGGGUCCGGGGGCUCCGGGGCCUGGCUGCGGGACAUCCAGAGCCGCUGGGAGAUGUGGUUCACCGAGGACAUGGACGGUCAGCUGGUGGAGAAGGGCAGAGAUGACCUCCGUCAGCUGGCGAGGCGUCUGUCCGCCUUGUUCCCGUCUCUGCUGUCAGAGGAGAACGUGAGGAAGAGGAGGAUCAGCUUCCUGAGCAGCUCGAAGCAUCGCUGUGUGAGCAGCGUGGAGGCGUUUCAGGAGGGUCUGCAGCAGCACUGGGGACGCCACGAGGUGCACUACAGCCACGAGUUGGAUGACCAUCUGAUGCGUUUCUUUGAGCGUUGCCGUGGUUACGUGGAGGGCGUGGAGAACAACCGCACGGCGCUGGCAGAGGUGGAGAAGUUCAAACACGGCGAGGAGAUGGAGAGAGUGAGGAGGAGGAUGUCCGAGAGGCUGGGCCUUCCUCAUCACCGCCUCACACCAGAUCUGGUGGAAGCGGCGUUCUUCUUGUGUUCCUACGAGCUGUCUAUCAAGUCUCUUCACUCUCCGUGGUGCUUCCUGUUUGACGAGAGCGACGCCAAGGUGUUGGAGUACAAGUCGGACCUGAAGCAGUACUGGAAGCGUUCUCAUGGUCAUGUGAUCAGCAGUCUGUCCAGCUGUCCUCUCUUCCAUCACGUCUUCAGGACGCUCGACAAGGCCGGACGCCCCCGCAGGUCCAGCGAGGCGUCGCCUGAACCCGCCUCCGUCCUGGUGGGCCAUGCUGAGACGCUCCUCCCCCUCCUCUCCCUGCUAGGACUCUACAAGGACAAGACUCCGCCCACCGCCGACAACUACAGCACACAGCACGGUCGAAGUUUCCGGACCAGUGAGAUCGUCCCGUACGCCGCCAACCUGCUGUUCGUCCUGUACGACUGCCAGCGAGGUCCGCGGCUGCAGCUGCUCGUCAACGAGUCUCCGGUUCGAUUCCCGGGGCUGGAGGCGGAGGACGCGCCGCUGUACCGAGACGUCCGGGCCACGUACCGCCACCUGCUGGACGGCUGCGACUUCCACAGAGAGUGUGAGGGGAGACCGAGCGGCCGAGGACCCAACACCGAACUCUGAUCUGGAAACCAGUAAAAACACUGGAUCCGUCUUCUGCCACAGCCUUAAUCAAUAUAUUGAUCUGUGAAUAUGGGAAUCAGUUCAGCUCAAAUGUUCUCGUCACGUUUAAAUUAUUUUUUACUUCACUCAAACAGAUUAAGAAGCUCUGAGAGAAGAGUUAAACACUGGUCCGACAAGCCCCUCCCCCAGGCGGCGGCUGUCCAAUCACGGCUCGGCAACAGUAACGCAGCCCCUCCCCCAGGCGGCGGCUGUCCAAUCACGGCUCGGCAACAGUAACGCAGCCCCUCCCCCAGGCGGCGGCUGUCCAAUCACAGCUUGGCAACAGUAACGCAGCCCCUCCCCCAGGCGGCAGCUGUCCAAUCACGGCUCGGCAACAGUAACGCAGCCCCUCCCCCAGGCGGCGGCUGUCCAAUCACGGCUCGGCAACAGUAACGCAGCCCCUCCCCCAGGCGGCGGCUGUCCAAUCACGGCUCGGCAACAGUAACGCAGCUGCGGUCGAUCAAAGACUUCAUGAAACCAAAAACACAAAGUCUGAAGUUUUCUCUUGUAAAGUUUUUGUUCUCUGAGUAAAAACAUCUUAAAUCUGAUUAUUUAUUUUGGGAACAUUUGUGUUUAUUAGUUUUUGUCGUGUUUUGAACGUGUUGUGUGUCUGUCAGCACGUUAUUGAUCAUCAGUAAUCAGAAUAAAACACGUCUGUUUCUGUGAUCAGAUGAUUCAUGUCAACGUGCGAUGAGACUUCAUCAUCAGUUCAUUUUAUGAUAUUAUGAUAUUUAUAUAUUUAGUCAUCGAUCAGUUUCGGGAAAAUGUUUUAUUUUUAAAACAUAAAGAUGUUAAAAACAAACCUGAGACGCUGAAACGCAGCGAACGUCUGAAUCUGUUCAGUACGAAGCGUUUUUACAGGGAUUGUGUUUAUUUGAGGGACGACAGGGUUCAUUGAUCUUUAUUUAUUCUCUGGACCAAUCAGCAGCCUCGGUGCUGCUGUGGAGCUUUCAGCAGAUUCACUGAGCUUCUUCCGCUGCAGGUUUAUGUGUGAACGAGCUCUGAGAGAAUCAGGUUUAUUUAAUUAGUUUAGACUUAAAGUGCCAAAAUCAGCCUUUGAUGUGCGGACGGUUUCCUGCGGUGCUUUGAGACGCUUUGAUUUAUUCCACAAAGAUGUUUUUAUCUGAAAGUUUAAUAAAGAUUUUCACCGUUUUAAACUGA